Molecule: messenger RNA, 2145 nt
Organism: Suillus plorans
Lineage: Eukaryota; Fungi; Basidiomycota; Agaricomycetes; Boletales; Suillaceae
Exons: 9
Coding region: 1-2145 (714 amino acids)
Source: RefSeq, a predicted model, not a curated record
AUGUCUUCUCACUCUACUUCUCCUUCUGCUGCUGCUGCUGCCAACCAGGCUCUCAUCGCUCUUGUUGCCCGGCUCAAUGAGGUGGUUCAACAGGUUCUCCGGUUGCAGUCUGAGGAGGAGAAAAUGGACUUAAGCCGGCCCCAGAAUGACGCCAUUCGUGUGUAUGGGAGGGACACUUCAUAUGUUCCCCCUGGGCUGCUGUCACUCGCAGCUGAAAUCUUUCGUGCUCAGAGGCGCACCACACAAUUGGUGGAAGUACCGGAUUGGAACCGUCUUGGUAAUAAUCAGGAUAUGUGCAUGAAGCAUUCAUUGUACAGUAAGACAUUGGGUCAUGCACCUGCUGUGCCUGCGCCUACUCCUACUCCUGUUCCUGCUCCUGCCCCUCCUUCUCAACCUGCACCAGCACCAGCUCCCACACCGGCACCGGCACCUGCACCUGCACCGGCAGCUGUGCCAUCUCUCAGCAUUUGCAUUCCCAGACAUGCAGCAUCCGGUGAUAUGGCAACGGCAGGGCCGUCAAAUCGCCGGAAACGUCGACCAAGUACUAGCCCACCUUUGCCUCGGGUCAACCGGUCCCGGAAGAUUGUCCCGAAGUCGAAGGAAAUGUUGUCAGAUACUGACACUACUGACGAUGACAAGGUGAAGGGGAAGGCAAAGGCGAUGGGGAAGGGGAAGGGGAAGGCACUGGAAGAUGAGUAUAGCGAGGUUGUCGAUGUCGAUGAUCUUCUGGAUGUUGAGCCCCGGAAAUCAAUGCGAAAACCGACGAAAAAGAAGGCUGUUGCGCUGAAGGCAACUGAGCCAGUUGUCAUGGAGGAUGAUGAAGAGGACGAAUUGGAGGAUGACGAUGACGAUACACAAGGCAGGGCAAAGGCAAGUUCAUUACUUUCUUCAUGGUUACCGGCCAUUGUCAGACCAGGGAAGCGACAAAAACUGUCCAUGAAGCCCAAGGGCAAGCCCACCGGCAAGAAGGGCAAGGUCCAAGAACCGCCCCGCAUUGAUGGACCCUUUCCGCCUUGUGACAGAUGCCGGGCAAAGGCUGUGGAUUGUUGCCCCCGGUUGAUGAAGAGAGGUGAUAUCACCCCAACUUGCUCGUUGUGCAAUCAAUGGAAGAUGGCAUGCAUCUGGGGCGACCCAGCAAGCACACACAGUACCUCUGCCACCACCAUCACCCCCACUGCACCACCUGCCGCUGCAGUCGCCACUCACUCCAAGAUGAUCCGGUCCAAAGCCACCGGACAGAAGAUCAUCAGGAAAUCUAAGGGGAAAGACAAGGAUAUCCGGCAUCCUAGUCCAAUCCAAGAGGAAGAGGGCAUUGAUACUGAUGUCCAGAUGCUGGACGCCCCACAGAUGACCAGUGCCGGUGGUGCUUCAACAGCACCGGUCCCCUUGGCGUGUGCAAACGACUUCUCUCCUAAUCACUGGAAGGAACCCAGCGAGGACGUGAUUCCACCUCCAUCACCAGUCAUGGCCCCAGAGGACGAUAUCUGGUUCUCGCCAUUACCUCCUGUUUACAACCUGCCCUCCCCUGUUACGCCUUCCAGACCGGGUCAAUUCACACAGCACCCCCUCUCUCAUGACCAGAUGGAGGCCAUGUUGGCCCAAAUUCGCACUGAGAUGGAGGAGCUGCGAACACGCGAUCGGAUGGACAUUGACGUCUGGCAUGAUGGCCUGGAGCAUCGCAUGGACAUCGCAGAGGCAUGUAAUGGUGCCAUGUCUAUGAAGAUGGAUAACUUAGAGCGGGAUAUGCAUGUGCAGCAGGAACUCCUCACUGAGUACAGUGCUGAAGUAAGAGGUAUUGUCAGGUAUCUGAGGGAGCAGAGAUCCGGUCAAGCGACAGCAUCACCUCCACCGUCCUUCAAUCCACACCCUAUCACAGCCCUAGACCCAUCUAUCAGUGUAUCUUGGAUUGGUACCCAGACUGGUGGUGAUACAUUGGAUGAUGCUACAGAUGGCUUGCCGGUUGCAAGGCACAACCAGGUGCCAUCAACUUCCACCAUCAUCCCUUCAAUGAUCAUGAGGGAAUCCGGCCCGUCUGUUCCUCCGGUUGUUGCACCUCCUGUGCAAUCUCCUGUUCUCCCGGUUGCUGGGCCAUCAAAUGUGGAGGCUGGCAUGCAGUCCAUCUCAGCUCCCUUGUCACGCCCGUGA